Molecule: messenger RNA, 2505 nt
Organism: Scheffersomyces coipomensis
Lineage: Eukaryota; Fungi; Ascomycota; Pichiomycetes; Serinales; Debaryomycetaceae
Exons: 1
Coding region: 398-2062 (554 amino acids)
Source: RefSeq, a predicted model, not a curated record
AGUAAAUAUUAUACAGUCAGUACAUCUCAUUAUUAUUUGCCUCCCUUCUCUUCCCUGUAGUUCUAGGUCUCUCCCCCCCCCUUGAUCUAUUCUUUUUUUUUUUUUUUAGUGUGUGGGUGUGAGGGAUAGAAUUAAUGGGGAGUCACUUUUUUUUUUUGAUUACACUACACUUUCCUAUUUGAUAAUUACUUAACAAGGUUUCUUUAUUAUUAUACUUAUUUUGAUUCAAUUACUGUGUAUUUAGAUUGAUUAAAUCAAUUUGUUUAACAAAGUUAUACCUACCUACCUUGCCAAUCAAUCAAUUAUCUCAUACCCUUUUUCAAUUAUCAGUUCAUUUGUUAUCUGUCUGUCUUAUCAUUUACUGAGACUUUGUGUGUGUGCCUCACUUAUCCCUUAAAUGCCAGUUAAUCCUCUUCCUCAAAGUAUUACUACUGGUACUACUACUACUACAAAUCAUUCAACUGAUGAAGAUUGGUCCAUUAUUAGUUCUUCUUCUGAUGUCGAUGAUGAUAGAUCAACCGUUAGUGAUGAUAUCGAUAGAGAACAUGAUCCCUUAAAUUUGGUUGAAAAUAAUCAUCAUAAUAAUAUUGCCGCUGUAACUCCUGAUUUUACUAAUAGUUCAGUUUCUUCAUUUAAUGGAAGCUUUAGAUUACCCAAUUCAACUACAACUCCAAUGAUCACUCCAUCUGAAUCAGAUAAACAAUCAAUCAAAAAGAAUUCAGUCUCUACCAUCAUUGCUGUUGCUGAUGUUCCUCCAAUUGCCGCAGUUAUUGAUGAUGAUAAAUCAAAAGUGGUUACCAGUAACAAAUCAUCAUCAUCAUCUACUACUACUACUACUACUACUACUACCAGCACCAAAAAUAUUGGUAAUAAAAUUAAGUUUUAUGAAAACUUAUCGAAGAUUAAUGAAUCAAUUAAACAAAGUUCAAAUCAAUUUUAUUCAAGUUAUGCUAAACUGAAGAUUCAAGAAUGGAAUGAUUAUAUUAUUGAAUCAACUGAUUCCCUUAAUAACAUUAAAUUAACUUCAACCACCACUACCACCAACAACAUUAUCCCUCCAUCAUUAAAUGAUGAUUCAAAUUUGGAAGAUACCAUUGAAUUAGUUGAUCAAACUGUUCCAUCAGUUAAAUCAAUCUCAACUUUAUCAUCUACUGAAUCUGAAAAUAAUAACUUAACCACUACAAAAUCAUCCUCAUCCUUACCACCACCUCCACCACCAUUACCAACUAAUAAUUUCUUAAUUAUAGAUAAAAGGUAUAUUCAAUCUUUGUUAUUACAAGCAGUUCAAUUCUUACAAGCUUUUAUGGAAUCAAAUUCUCAAUAUUUAUAUUAUUAUUUGUUUGGUGCUAUAAUAGUUUCUCUUGUUCCAACUUAUUACUUAUUAACUUCAACUAUUUGUUUAAUUCAAUCUACUACUAAAUCAAUGUGUAAUUGUUCCCAACCAAUUCCUCCUCCUUCUUUACUUGAUUCAUUAUCACCUCAAAUUCAAGAUAAAAUUAUUGAAAUUUAUAAUUUAUAUGAUAAUUUAGUAUAUGAAGUUGAACCACCGGUUAAACUGUUUUUAUUUUUUAGUCAAAAGGCAAAAAAGACCAAUAAAUUAUCUAAAUUUAUUAGAGCUCAAACUAAUGAUAUUGAUUGGGAUCAAUUUUAUUUAUUACAACAAAAUUUAAUUGAUUUUAUGAAGAUUUCUCAAACUAAAUUUGAUAGAUUUAGUAAAGAAACUUUUAUUAUAGUUGAUAAACAAUCUAAAUUAGGAUUAAAAUAUGGUAUAGUUGGAGCCAAUAAAUUAAUUGAAAUGUCAAAAUUUGGUAUGGAUGAAUUAAUUAAUCAAACUAAUUUAUUAAAUCAAUAUAUAAAAGAUCAACAACCAUUAGAUAAAAUUCAAAUUUAUAUUGAUCAAUCUAAAAUUUUAAUUUUAAAGAAUAUUGAAAUUUUUAAACAAUCUUCGAUUAAACAAAAUUUAGAUUUAUCUGCUAUAACUAUUCAUGAUAAAUUUGUGGAAUAUACUCAAUAUUUAUUUGGUCCCUAUGAUCAAUUAACUAAAGAUCUUAUUGUGUUAUGAGUGUCAUCUUAUAUUAUUAUUAUUAUUAUUAUUAUUAUUAUUAUUAUUGGUUUACGUUUUUACAGUUGUGUCGUUUACUUUUUAUGUUACUUUUUUUUUUUAUAUAUUUAUACCUUUUUAUUAUCUUUAUUUUUAUGUGGAUUAUUCUUUGGUCAACUGGUUAAAGGUUUAUGGGGUGAUUUAAUUGAUUAUUAUUAUUAUUAUUAUUAUUAUUAUUGCUAUUGCUGUUGUUUGUUUGUGUUUAAAUUUAUGAUUAUUGUCUGGUUGUGUUUUCUUUUGGACGAAGUGACAAGGAUUGAUUCCUGGUGUGUGCUACUUCAUUAAUAAUCUCUUUUUUUUUAUUUUAUUUUGUCUCUAUAUAUAGUUAGUUGUGUUUAUUUAAUAUUAUAUUUUAGCUCUUGUCUUUAAUAUAUUGUUGUAUCUACGAAGUUGUUUGUUGUUAU